Morchella sextelata is the source of this 576-nucleotide messenger RNA. RefSeq lists its product as uncharacterized. Bases 1 to 576 code for a protein of 191 amino acids. NCBI's taxonomy places the organism in Eukaryota, Fungi, Ascomycota, Pezizomycetes, Pezizales, Morchellaceae. The record is from RefSeq and is a predicted model, not a curated record. The transcript has a single exon.
AUGGAAAGUAUCCAUGCGGUCGAACGAGCUGAUCGAGGUGGUUUGGAGGAAAAGGUUAUAAGAAGUACAAACGCUAUACUAUAUUACUAUUUCACCUUAGACCGUUUCAUCGUAGCCCCUCAGCAAGGCCGUAACCAUAACAUACCGGAUUUUAUCGUCAACACCUUCCAUCAACCCGGUACCGAUUUUACAGACAAUGUAAUGGUGGAAUGUAAACGUUUAUCGCCGACAAUUCGAGGGACCGUAAUACCAACAGAAACUCAGCAAAGUAACACUGAAUACCAACUGAGCACCGCUCUGGAGGAGAACAGUAGUAUGGACGAUUCUUGUUACGGUAUUGAGAUCAUCGGGAAUCAAAUACGUUUUUUCGAGUACUUCGGUCCGAGAAGUCAAUUCGACAAUCACCCCGCCUUCCAAAUAUUUAGGUAUGGGAGUUAUAGAAUGGUUCCUAUGGGUGCUAAUAGGGUUGCUGGACUCACGGGUGGUUACAUGAACCUGAACUCGCCUCAACAUGAGCAAGCUAUACAUGAUACAUUCGUGUAUUUAACCAACCAUGUUGUACCUGUAGGUUUCUAG